CAUCAGGGUGCCGACAGCGGAGCCAUGGCCGAGGAGCAGCGGGACCUCAUCUCUGACCGUGGCAGCGGCGUGCUCAACGUCAGGGACACCCAGAGUUCUGCGUUGGGCCGCAGAGCCGCCCUCUCCUCGCUCUCCAUCCUGGUGGCCCUGCUGAUCGCCGGCCAGGCUGUCACCAUCUACUUCGUCUACCAGCAGAGCGGGCAGAUCAGCAAGCUGACCAAGACCUCGCAGACCCUGCAGCUGGAGGCACUGCAGAGGAAGCUGCCCGCCAGUGCCAAGCCGGUGAGCAAGAUGAGGAUGGCCAUGGUGAACACGCCCCUGGCCAUGAGGGUCCUGCCUCUUGCCCCCUCUGCAGGCAACAUGGGCAUGGCCCCUGCCAGCAACAAAACCGAGGACCAAGUGAGGCACCUGCUGCUGCAAGCAGACCCCAGGAAGAUGUUCCCGGAGCUGAAGGAAAACCUGAUGGACAACCUGAAGACCCUGAAGAACACCAUGACUGGUGGGGACUGGAAGUCCUUUGAAUCCUGGAUGCACAAGUGGCUGCUGUUUGAAAUGGCCAAGAACGCCAAGCCAGAGGAGCAUAAGGCGAUCCCAGCUGAGAAAGUGCAAACUAAGUGCCAGGCGGAGGCCAAUUCUGGGGGUGUCCGGCCAGGUCACUUCCACCCGCAGUGCGAUGAGAACGGCGACUACCUGCCCAAGCAGUGCAAUGCCGCCACGGGCUACUGCUGGUGCUCCUACAAAAAUGGCACCAAGAUUGAGGGCACUGCCACUCGGGAAAAGCUGGACUGCCCCGAUGCCGCUGCUGCCGCCACCGCCGCCACCAUGGAGCCAGAGGAGAUGAUCUUCUCUGGGGUGGACAUGCUCAAGCUGGGUGCUGAGAAAGCAGCUCCAUAGAAGAGGACAUCAGUGGAUGCCUGUUUCCUCUUCAGCAUCCCAGCUCCCAUGGUUUUUUGUUUCUCUAUUUCAUUUCUGCUUUUACAUUGCUUUCUGAGACAAUUAACAGCGGGAACCCCUGUGUGCUCCUGCCCCUCAAGGCAUCGGUUGUGGCCCUUCCCCUGCUGCAGGGCACCAGAGAGGGCUGCAGCUGCCAUCAGGAUCAGUGCUAGAGACAAAGUGUUCCCUCAAAGGGUGGGUAAAGCAGGCUGGAAAGUCAUUUCAACGAUGUCAGACCCAUAAAUCCUGUUCCCUUUUGCUCAUCGGAAUCCCGCAGCACCCAGGCCACGGCAAGUUCAGAGCUCACCCCUGCUGAAGAACGAGCCACUAAUGCUUUCUUACACUGAACAAACAUUAAAAGCAGCAAAACAA
Molecule: messenger RNA, 1305 nt
Organism: Gavia stellata (red-throated loon)
Lineage: Eukaryota; Metazoa; Chordata; Aves; Gaviiformes; Gaviidae
Gene: CD74
Product: CD74 molecule
Exons: 9
Coding region: 25-894 (289 amino acids)
Biological process (GO): negative regulation of DNA damage response, signal transduction by p53 class mediator; intracellular protein transport; positive regulation of macrophage cytokine production
Cellular component (GO): cytoplasm; membrane; cell surface
Molecular function (GO): MHC class II protein binding; cytokine receptor activity; macrophage migration inhibitory factor binding
Source: RefSeq, a predicted model, not a curated record